ACUUAUGAGGAAUAAUAUCGAAGGGGGCUCCUCCCAAGUCUCCUCAUCCUCCGUGGUAUCUCUUAAAACACGCUCGUUGCCUUCAGUUUAGCAAAAAGCGUAUGCUUCGACACCCGUCAUGGACCCCUUAGAUUUCAGCCAGUCUACAAGCUUACCCCUCCUAACCUUGGGGAGCAACAACACCGAAUUCGACUAUGCUGCUUACUUACAAGAUGACGAUCUCGAUUACCUGGGGGAUACCGGCUCUUCGGGGUCGGCAUCAGUAAUGAAUGAUGUUACCUCUGCUGGCGUUUCACCACCUACUUCUUCCGCAGUUGUUAGAAGCAAUUCCAACCAAAAGCCAAGGUUGGAGAGAAGAGGCCACACUAAGAGCCGUCGUGGGUGUUACAAUUGCAAGAGGCGUAGAAUCAAGUGUCAAGAAACCCGGCCGUCGUGCGGGCACUGCGUUAAGACAGGUCUCAAAUGCGAGUACCCGGUCGUGCCCCAGAUCACUCAUCAACCGCAACAUCAGAUCCCCCUCUUUAGCCUUCAAGAUAUGCGCUUCUUCCAGCAUUUUCUCCUAACUUGCUCUCCGCAUCACCCGUUGGGCAACGAGUCGAUUUGGACACAUGAAGUGCCAUGCUUGUCUCAGAACCACGAAUAUCUUAUGCAUGCUAUCCUAGGUCUUGCAGCUUCCGACUUGAUGAUUCAUGAUCCGAGUCUCGUCACUUUCGCUAUGGCACACCGAUUAAAGGCGAUAAAGGCUAUCAAGAAAACGUUAACUGACGUCCCUAAAACGAACACCUUCGAGGAAGGCAACGCACUCCUUGCAACAUGCUACGCCCUCACUUUCCAAUCAGUCAUGCUCGACGAUGGCAUGGCAGAAUUCAUGACCUUCUGCCGAGGCAUCAUCAUCGUCGCGAUUCAGAUGUACUGCAAGGGAGCCAAAUUCAUAUUUUCCAACUUCCUUGGCGACGACCAGAUGGAGAUUCUACAGCCUUUGAUGGAGGCUAUCCCGCCGAUUCGUACAGAGUGGACUGAUAUGGCCGUGGCAAACAUCGCUGCCCUUCAACCACUCUGCCAGCAACAAGUCGAAAUUGAUUACCACCAGCUGCUCACCGAAAUUGCGGAAGCUCUAUAUACCUCUUCGUUCGAAGCAUAUCAAAAGCUCUGCAAACACUAUGGCUGGUGGAUGCAAAUCUCGCAUGAGAACUUCCAGUCCCUCAUUGAUGGCGGGAACCAAGUGUGUCUACUGCUCGCUUCACACUGGAUUGCCCUGAAACAAAUCAUGGCCACAAUCACUGGGGCCGAGCACUACAGCCAGCGGGAGAAACCUGGCCGAAAGGACGGUGAUAUGGACCUGGGUAUGGUCAGGUGGCUAAAGCACAUCAAUCGACACAUUGAUGCCGACCACCAGCAGUACAACCAGUGGCCCCUCUGGGUUGAGGCGCAGCUGGAUAUAAAUCUCGGUUACUUUGGCAAGGAGUUGUUGCGUCAUUGAAGAGAUAUACCUUGUGACAAUUGCUUAUCAUACCUAUGGGCGCAUGAGCUAGGUGCUCUUUAAUUUCUAAUUACUAUUGAUACCAUAUUAUUGCGCGCGGAGUACUUCAUCUUCACUCCAAAUUUACACUACAUAUCAACCUCAAUCUUCAAGAAGCAAAAUCGCAACUUGCAUUCGCAUCUCCAUAUGGCUAGAUGAUUACGAUCUGAUGGGAUGCUCAGAAGAGAGACAGCUCCAUCUAGCAUGCUGUCUUGGCCGUAACACAUCAACAAUAACUGCGCACUCCACAUGAUGGACCAUGAGUCAAACGGCGAGCAACCUCGUUGUUCAAAAAGAAAUUCGCGUUGGGAGCCCAUCCCAAGACUGAUUCAACCCAACCGAAAGGGGCUUACACC
Messenger RNA from Xylaria bambusicola, 1875 nucleotides. Its product is annotated as C6 zinc finger protein. Gene Ontology annotation, molecular function: zinc ion binding; DNA-binding transcription activator activity, RNA polymerase II-specific. Lineage: Eukaryota; Fungi; Ascomycota; Sordariomycetes; Xylariales; Xylariaceae. Gene Ontology annotation, biological process: regulation of transcription by RNA polymerase II. The transcript is spliced from 7 exons. The record is from RefSeq and is a predicted model, not a curated record. Bases 119 to 1480 code for a protein of 453 amino acids.